AUGGUCAACUGGAAGGCUCCGGAGUCGACCGAUCGGCUCCUCGCAUCGUUGAUUGUGGCCCACCCCGGCCUGAAGCUGGAUUAUAAGGCUAUGGCAACAGCUUUCGGGCAGGGCGCAAGCUACGACUCCAUCGAAGGCCGCUUCCGGAAAUGGCGUAAAAUGGCCGACGAGCUUCGCGGCGAGCUGGAUUCGCGAGGCAUCAAUUUCACCGAGCUGCGGGCUCGCAACAGCUCGUCUGGCAUCUUGACCCCGCGGACCCCUCGAGGACCCCGCAACGGCGUGACAAAGGCCAGCCAGCCCGCUCCAUCAUCGUCCCGCGCUCGCAGAGACAGCCGUACUAUCUCGCAGAAGACGCCGACCAGGCCCGCGAAGGGCGGUAGCAGUACCCGUACCCCUACCAUCCAUGGCGGCUCGCUCGUGCAGGCGAUCUUUGUAGAAGAUAGCACCGAGGAAGAGGACAAGAAGGAUCUGACGUUCAAGCGCGAGAGUAGCGAAGCAGUGCCCUACGGGCUCAUCACCCCAGUCAAGGAGCCCAACGACCUCAUGAUCGUGGACUCUCCUGCCACCGGUGGUCCUGGUGUCUCUGCACUCAGUUCCACUAGACAUGGCAACGCCCGGUCGGAAAAGAGCGCGCAGAAGGCCCUUAUGCCUGCCCUGCCGACCAUCUCUGGCUUCGAGCACGGCGGCCAUGCGUCGUCAUCCAGUGUCGGUCUUCAUCACUCCUCCGGUUUCCAUCCCAUGGAUGACAUCCAGCAGCGGUUACACGGUCAUGUUUUUGCGUUCGAUCAUCUGUUGGACUCGGUCCCGUCUGGGUCGUAUCUUGGUGGUGAUGUCGUUUAG
Messenger RNA from Aspergillus fijiensis CBS 313.89, 840 nucleotides. RefSeq lists its product as uncharacterized. Bases 1 to 840 code for a protein of 279 amino acids. Lineage: Eukaryota; Fungi; Ascomycota; Eurotiomycetes; Eurotiales; Aspergillaceae. The record is from RefSeq and is a predicted model, not a curated record. The transcript is spliced from 2 exons.